Messenger RNA from Cyphellophora attinorum, 8004 nucleotides. RefSeq names its product Translational activator GCN1. The record is from RefSeq and is a predicted model, not a curated record. Gene Ontology annotation, molecular function: protein kinase regulator activity. Gene Ontology annotation, cellular component: cytosol. NCBI's taxonomy places the organism in Eukaryota, Fungi, Ascomycota, Eurotiomycetes, Chaetothyriales, Cyphellophoraceae. The transcript has 2 exons. The coding region runs from base 1 to 8004 and encodes 2667 amino acids. Gene Ontology annotation, biological process: regulation of translation; cellular response to amino acid starvation.
AUGGCUGAGGACUCCAGCGGUCCAGACUUGGACGAUGUUGACGUUCAGCUGCGCGGGCUUCGGAGCGGCUCGACGCGACUACGAACAGAAAUUCUCAGACGAAUACUUCAAUCUGUGGAAGUCGAACACGAUACGAUCGACUCGGAGCGCGAUCGGCAAGCCAACUCGAAAGAUGGCUCUAGGAAAGUGUCGGAGGCUCAACUUCUUGCCCCUGUGCCGCACAUUUUAGCAACAUACCCUCUGUACAAAGACCGAGCGUCACGGAAGCUCGUGCAGCACAUCCUUCGAGCAUAUCUACGAGACCCUGUCGUGGGCGCAAAAUGCACAAAGGCGAUCACGAGCUAUCUGCAGAAUGAAGCGCAGAAGCCCGUCAUUGCUCCGAGCAAUGCCUUCGUACUGCUAGAAUGGUGUGCGUUGGUGCAAGAAGAAUUAGCAAAGUCCUCAGCAUAUCUCGACACAUAUCUACCCCAGCUGGUCACGUCUGCCGCAGCAUGUCUUGACAAGACGGCUGACAGAGAUGUCAGAGCUAGUCUGCGCUCAAGCGCACUUGUUGUCGCCAGACGUGGCGUACGCAGCCUUCUCAGGCGCGACGAGGUGGGUCAAAAGGCACUUGAUACCAUUAUUUCCACUCUUGCCUCCAGCACAUCGGCGUCUGCUAGAAACGCCGAGUACUUGGACGUAGUCGCCGGCACCAGCUACAGGUUGGAAUCCAGAAGAGGGCAAUUUGCAGCUCAGCGAGGGAAGAUCCUCGAGUUCUACGUCAAGCACAUACUGGGUUCCAAGGUCGUAUUACCAGAGCACCAGUCAUACGCACUGCACGAGUUCUUUUCAAACUUCGUCGACCCCAAAGACGUGACUGACACGCUCAUUCCAGCAGUUGAGAAGGGCAUUCUAAGAUCUGGCGAGGUCGUCCUGCAAGGACCAGUUGUCGGUUUAGCACUGCAGUUGAGGGCUGACAUUGACAUAAGUGCUGCUGUGCAAGCCAGAUUGAUCAAGCCUUUGGUUGCUGCUAUGGCUUCAACCAAUGCGCAGGUCAGAGAAGGAGCCGGGAAGACGAUGACAGCUCUUCUCAAGAGAGGCGGCGACCAUGCACUAGCUGAGAAAAUUACUAUCGACUUGGUGGCGGCAUUCAAGGCUACCAAAGCUGCCUCCCACGAGAUCCGGGGCAUGCUAUCAGACGUGAUGCUAGUGCUCCAGCCUCAGGCAGCCACCUCGCUUGUGGUAGUCGAUGGUCUGCUUCCUGGGGCCUCAAAGGAGGCGAACGAGCCCACCUUCAGGAAGGGACUCAAUGCUAUUGCUUACCAUCUCCCUGUGUUGAUACAAGAGGACAAGCUCACAAAAGCUACGGCAGACACUCUCCUAAAAAAUUGUGCAGACAAGAAACCUGUCAACCGAAAAUGCUGGCACUUAUGCUUAGCAUCGGCAGUCCGGAUGCUGGAUGAAGUGCCCACUGCAGGGUCUUCACGAGACUUCGUUUCCUCGGUCCUCCGGCUCUUGCAGCAAGUCUACGAUGAAGUGUCUGCCAACGCGCUUCCCGCUGUGCAGUCAGGUAUCGCUGCAGCUGCAUACGCCUUGCCUGUUUUAUGCGGCGCAGGCAACCAGCUACCUGUUGAGUUGCAGGAGAAGGUGAGGUCAGCUGCAUUUUCGGCAUCCACUGGAUCAUCAUUCAUCCUCAAUCCAAAAGUCUACACCAAGAUGACCAACGUCGAUGAUCAAAUGUGGGCAGCAAGGUCACUGCAAGGCAUCGCUGCAGGCUUGCCAGAGGCCGGCGAAUUCAAUCAGUCUUCGUGGGCUCGCGCAUUCCUGCAUUUUAUAUUGUCGGCUGAUGUUCAUCCGGACGUGCGUCGAGACGCUACGCUUCUGCUGAAGUCGACCUAUCUUCAACAUCCCGAGUCCGUCGGCCAAAGCGUGCUGCACGGAGUUUGGGACUUGCUGAAAGAGAUUCACGAGCAGCAAAGUGACCCAACACUGCCACUGGGUGACAUCAAGCUUCAUCACGCCUUGAAGAGCAUUCUGACAAGUAGAAGUGCCGUUGUCAAUGGCGCCCUAGUUGAAACUUCGAUCCUCGAACGACAGGCGAUCCGCUCUAUCGCGCUCUUCAGGCCCGAACUGAUUGCUCACACGGAGUGGAUAGCGGCAUGCCUCGCGCAAGGUCUCGAUCCUGGCAAUCUCGCCCAAAGAGAGCAUGUAGCGUUGCUGGCGGAAAUCACUGGCAAGUUCAGCCAAGCGAAGCUCGCGCCUCUAGAUGUCUUCGAAGUUGCAGCAUCGAACGCCGCAGCAUCUUUGGCCUUUGUCGCACCCGAGAGCAUAGUACCGCUUCUCCUGAAAGCAAUUGAGGAUGAUCUGAGUCCCGCGAAGCUGGAAGAUAUUAGUCCGGUAGAUAUGGCUAUUGCUCGCGCGCCGGAGGGUGAAGUUGUGGUGGACGUUCUAUCCCAAAAAUCCAAUGGAGUCGUGGAAAACAAGAACGUCAAAGACUACGAUAUCAUGAAAUGGGAGGAAGAGAUGCGUUCCAGACUUGCCCAGAAGAAAGGAGCGCAACCCAAGAAGCUCACGGCAGACCAGCAAGCAAAGGUUGACGCUCAAUUGAGGCACGAGACGCAGGUGCGGAAAAGUAUCAGACAAACAUCUGCACAGCUUCGUCGAGGCUCGCAGUUCAUCAAAAGUCUGGCGCAGGGUCCGCCCACAGAGCCUCGAACAUGGAUGUCUGGUGCUAUUUCUGCAUUGAUGGGCGCAUUGUCGGCAGGUGGCGAUCUCAUUGUGGACGACGAGCUCUUCUCUGCGUAUCUUGCGUGUUCCUCGAAAGUGAGCGACCGUAUAGGCAACUUGCGACCCUUCAUUGGCAUUGCCACGCUCCGAUCACUUUCUAACGCUUCGAUCCCUGACCAGUACUCUGAAGAGGCGCUCGGAGAGCUGACAACCCGGGUACUGUAUCGCCUGCGAUUUGCAGCUGAGCAGCGACCCUUCGACACCGCAUCCUUUGCAUAUAUUCUGCCGCUCAUGUUUGCAGUUCUCCGUCAAGGCGGCGUCGGGGAGCUAUCAGACGAAGACGCCGAUGCGCAGGUGCUGCUUGCCAUCGAGUUCCUGUCGUUCCAGAUGCCCGUCUGCGACGACACGUAUCUGCCGCGCAUGCAAAUUAUAGAGCAUCUCAUCUAUUCGAUGCAACGCUAUCCACAGCAUCACAGACUUCUGAAGGAUUCUCUGGCGGACUUGUGCAGAGCCAUCGCGGAAACGCUGUCGGAUGCUGAGCGCGAUAUUCUCUUGGCUUCGACUACGGCUGCACAGUCCGCAGUACGAAGUGCUGUGCUUCAGGCAGUCCAGGCUGAACUGGAUCUGACUGAUAGCCCGCCUUCCGUACACAUUUGGAUUGCCUGCCAGGAUGAGGAAGACGAAAACGCCGAGACAGCACUAGCAAUUUGGGAAGAAAGUGGAUUCAGCCUCACAAGCGAGCUUGUUCAGCAGCUGCCGGGCUUCCUGUUUACUGUCGCCAGAUCUACACGGUCAGCAGCUGCGAAAGCUCUGGCACAGGCUUUGUUGGCAAUGCCCAAUUCUGCUGCCGCCGUUGUCGAGAACCUCAAAGACUCCUAUGUUGAGGAAGCACAGCCACUGGUUCCGAAAGCUAAUAAAUUCGGGAUCAUCCAGAGAGGCGAACUCAUUGACCAGUGGGAGCGACGUAGCGGUAUAGCAUUGGCCUGUAAAGAGCUUGCUAGUGUGUACAAAGCCUCUGACCUCGUCGCCAUGUUCGAAUUCUUGGUCAACAAGGGGCCACUUGCUGAUCGAAAUGCGACUGUCAGAGCGGAGAUGGUCGAUGCUGGGAAGACUAUUGUCUCCCUUCGCGGCAAGGAAUGCUUGGAACCACUCAUGCAGCUAUUCGAGACUACUAUGCAACAGCCGGACAAGGGCACGCAAGAAUUCGACUGGGCCAAUGAAGCGGUCAUCGUCCUCUACGGAUCACUCGCGCAGCAUCUACCCGACGGAGACAAGAGGAUUGACUCGGUUGUGUCGAAACUUAUCGCAACCCUGAGUACACCCUCAGAGUCUGUUCAGUAUGCAGUCGCUCUUUGCCUGCCUCCGUUAGUGCGAGCUAAAUUUGUUGACGUCGGAACAACGCUUACGGCAUUGCUUGAACAGCUAUUCGGACACAAGAAGUAUGCUGCCAGACGUGGUGCAGCCUACGGCAUUGCGGGUGUCGUCAAAGGCAAGGGUGUAGCAGCGCUCCGGCAGUACCGCGUCAUGAGUUCUCUGAGAGGCGCUACUGAGAACAAAAAGAGUCCGGAGCAUCGUCAAGGUGCUAUGUUUGCAUACGAGCUCAUGUCGCUCCUCCUGGGGCGUGGGUUUGAGCCGUACGUGGUUGAGAUACUGCCUCAACUGCUGGCCUGCUUUGGUGAUCCGAAUGCGGGCGUCCGAGAGGCGUGUCUGGAUGCCGCAAAGACCUGCUUCGCCAGUCUGAGCUCAUUCGGCGUUCGCAAAGUGCUGCCACAGCUCCUCGAGGGCUUGGAUGACACUCAAUGGCGAAGCAAGAAAGGAGCUUGCGAUCUUCUGGGAGCUAUGGCCUAUCUAGACCCUCAGCAACUGGCCACAAGUCUGCCAGACAUCAUUCCACCUCUGACAGCUGUCCUGACAGAUAGCCACAAAGAAGUCCGCAAUGCUGCUAACAGUAGCUUACAACGAUUCGGGGAGGUCAUCACGAAUCCAGAAGUCAAGAGUCUUGUGAAUGUUCUGCUGAAGGCACUCAGCGAUCCCACGAAGCACACUGAGGAAGCACUCGACAGCCUGAUCAAAGUAUCCUUCAUCCAUUAUCUUGAUGCGCCGUCGCUUGCCCUUGUUGCGCGAAUACUCGAACGCGGACUGAACGAUCGAUCGUCCACGAAACGCAAAGCUGCUCAGAUCAUCGGAAGCUUGGCGCAUUUGACCGAAAAGAGAGACAUUGUUGUCCAUCUACCCAUUCUCGUACAAGGCCUGCGACUGGCAACGAUAGAUCCGGUGCCGACCACCCGUGCUACAGCAUCGAAAGCACUGGGCAGUCUGGUGGAGAAAUUGGGAGAAGAUGCCUUCCCAGAUUUGAUCCCAAGCUUGAUGUCAUCGCUGCGCACAGAGACAGGUGCUGGCGACCGGCUCGGCUCGGCUCAAGCGCUUUCCGAAGUUCUGGCCGGCUUGGGUACUUCACGACUUGAGGAGACGCUGCCGUCAAUCUUGCAAAAUGUUUCCAGCUCUCGAGCCACGGUUCGGGAGGGCUUCAUGACCUUGUUCAUUUACCUACCAGCAUGCUUCGGCAACAGCUUCGCCAACUAUCUUGGUCACAUCAUUCCAUCGGUGCUGAGCGGGCUUGCUGAUGAGGUUGAGGCUAUCCGAGAGACUGCACUGAAAGCCGGUCGUCUGCUGGUGAAGAACUUUGCCUCGAAAGCAAUUGAUCUAUUGCUACCAGAGCUUCAACGUGGUCUGGAAGAUGACAACUAUCGCAUUCGCUUGAGUUCCGUCGAGCUGGUCGGCGAUCUGCUCUUCAGUCUUACAGGCACCACCGCUCAAGAAGAUGGCGAUGAAGAAGUGGCCGAGAACGCUGCUCAAGCCGGUCAAUCGCUACUCGAGGUACUCGGCGAAGAACGACGCAACAAGGUCUUGUCUUCUCUGUACAUCUGCCGAUGUGACACAUCAGGUUUGGUCCGAUCAGCUGCGAUCAAUGUGUGGAAGGCUUUGGUAGCAACUCCAAAGACUCUGAAGGAGAUUGUGCCAACACUGACACAAAUGAUCAUUGCUCGUUUGGCAUCAUCCAACAUGGAGCAUAAGGUCAUUGCUGGUAAUGCUCUCGGAGAAGUCAUUCGCAAGGCUGGGGAAGGCAUAUUCUCCACCCUGCUUCCUUCCUUGGAGGAGGGAUUGCAAAUAUCCACUGAUGCAGAUCAGCGUCAAGGUAUCUGCAUGGCAUUGAAGGAGAUUGUCAGUGCCGCAUCGCCAGAUGCGCUGGAGGAUUACGAGAAGCAGCUCAUUGUUAUCAUCCGUAUUGCACUAGUCGAUUCGGACGACGAUGUUCGUGAAACAGCUGCAGAAUCUUUCGAUGCACUACAACAGACCUUCGGCAAUCGUGCUGUCAAUCAAGUGCUGCCCCAUCUGCUCAGUCUUCUACGGGACGAGGACGAAGCCGAGAAUGCCCUGGCAGCUCUUCUCACAUUGCUUACAGAGACAACGCGAGCCAAUGUCAUAUUGCCAAAUUUGGUGCCGACUCUGCUCACUAGCCCAAUCACUGCAUUCAACGCCAGAGCUCUGGCAUCGUUGGCCAACGUCGGUGGCUCAAGCAUGACGAGGCGGCUGCCCACGAUUCUGAACACGCUUUGCGACAAUAUCGUCGCCUGCAAUGAUGACGAACUCAAAGAGGAGCUUGAUACCGCUUUCGACGCCGUACUAGGCGCAGUGGAUGAGUUCGAUGGUCUCAACAUGGCAAUGAGCGUCAUGCUCGCAAUGGUCAAGCACGAUGAUCACAGAAAGCGAGCCGUUGCUGCCACUCACCUGGCUACAUUCUUCUCCGCGACAGAGGUUGACUAUUCGCGAUACAACCAAGAUCUUGUGCGGGUCCUACUUAUCUCAUUCGGCGAUCGUGACAAGGCAGUCGUCUCUGCGGCAUGGUCUGCACUCAGCCAACUUCAAUCCCAUAUGCGCAAGGAAGAGAUGGAGUCUCUAGUUGCCUCGACUCGCCAGACCCUGCAACAAGCUGGUACCGCUGGAUCCAACCUACCAGGUUUUGCGCUUCCGAAGGGAAUCCAACCUGUCAUGCAGAUCUUCUUGCAAGGUCUCCUGAACGGUACGCAGGAUCAGCGAGUGCAGGCUGCCAUGGGUCUCUCGGACAUCAUUGAGCGAACUAGUCCCGAGUCACUGAAAGUCUUCCAGACGCACAUCGCUGGUCCGCUUAUCCGUGUGGUCGGAGAGCGUUCAACGGACGUCAAAGUUGCGAUCCUCAGCACGCUCAACCUCUUGCUGGAGAAGAUCGGGGUGUUCCUGAAACCAUUCAUCCCACAACUGCAGCGUACAUUCACCAAGUCCAUGGCAGAUCCAUCCAGCAGCCUUCUCCGUCAACGUGCUACGAAGGCGCUGAGCACCCUGAUCCCACUACAGGCAAGAAUCGACCCCUUGAUCACGGAGCUCGUCACGGGAGCCAAAAGCGCCGAUGACGGCGUGAGGAGCGCGAUGCUGAAGGGUUUGCAGGAAGUUGUGACUAAGACAGAUGCACAAGAUGACAACACUAUGGAGACAUUCGCCCGUCUACUUGGUGGCAUGAUCAAAGUACUGCCGAACGACAAAGCGGCUGGCCUGGUCAAGAGCCGAGUGCUCGUGGAACCUUCAACCCGCGCAUCGAUUCUGGCUCUGAAUGCCACGCUGCUCGACAACGCGGCUCAACUAAUCCAGGACUUUGGCACGGAGACAAGAUCUGCGAUAGCGAACAGUAUCUCCGGCACUAACACAUUCAUCCAGCAGAACGCUGCCCUUGCGGCCGGCAAGUAUCUGCUCUCGGAAGGCACCUUGAGCCACGAAGCAGAGUGUAUGCCUCUGAUCUCAGCACUCGCUUCCGUCAUACAGCCACCUGGAGACAUCGACACCCGACGCCUCGCCCUCGUCGUUGUUCGCACAGUCGCCCGUAACCAUUCUGGCGAUGGCGUGAAGCCGUUCGUUCCCCAUCUCGUACCACCGGUCUUUGCUAGCGUACGAGAUCCUGUCAUUCCCAUCAAACUUGCGGCGGAGGCAGCAUUCCUGCAGCUCUUCAGCGUCAUGGACGAAGAAUCUGCCGUGUUCGAUGAGUAUAUGGCUGGUCCGGGGAAGUCUCUGCCGCCUGCCCAGCAGAGGCCAAUGACUGACUACUUCAAACGCGUGGCAUUGAGACUGGGCGCUCAGGCUCGGGAGAGACGAGACGCCGAAGGAGGUACUGGAGGACUAGGCCUGAGUAGUGAUGAGCAGGAGGACGAGAGGGAAGUGUGGAGUGUGGGCAAGGUCGACUUGGGGGAGGGCGGGUUUGGGGAUGAGUAG